CGGGCCACACACAUCACAUCACAUCACACCACGCCGCACCAGGCCGCAUUACGAAGCGCGUGUCGAGUUGACGGAGGACGGCAUGGUCGACCCGUCAGCUCUCGUCGACGCGUCAAUGGGCAUCUGCAGGGUCGUGGGGAACAGGUGGCUCUGCCGCAGCCGGCCGCUCGCAGGCGGCACUGUCGUGCUGGCCAUACCCGUCAUCCCGCCGCCAGAUCGGAAAACCCCCGCAGCAGCAUCCGCAGCAGCAGCCGCCGCAGCUGCAUUGGCGAUGGCGUUCUUGCUGCUCAUGAGGGAGGUGUGUGUCGAUGGGGUGAGGCCCUCGUUGCUCUGGUGGCCAGAGUUGGUGAGGUUGACGACCUCGAGCUCGUUGAGGGCGCGUCUGAGGCCCUCGGUGGCGUCUUCGGUCUCGCAGCGCAGCAGGGGGCCGCCGGGCCGCUUGUGCCCGAAGGCGGCGCAGCAGAGGAGGGACCAGAUGUUGCUGAGGGCCGGGUGCAUGUGUGUGGGGUAGACCUCGUCGUCGCUCUCGAACAUGGGCGGGGGCGUGUGCUGUCCGUGUGUGGUGGGGGUGUUGUGGGGUGGGUUGUUUGUGUGGGGGUGGGGAUGGUCGUCCCGCCCGAGGGCCUCCCACAGGCCUUCGGCGUCGCCGUACACGCGGGUCUUGUGCCGUCUGAACGCCGCGGGGCGGGGGGACGCCACUACCACAGCAGAACCUGCCACACACACACAUCCAGAGAGAGAGAGGGAGAGAGAGAAAGAGAGGGAGAUGGAGCCUGUGUUGCUGUGUUAUGUGAGGGGGAAGGGUAAGUGGAGUGGGGGUGGAGGCACCUUGCAUGCCGGAGGGGUCGAAGAAGGUCUUGAGCAGCAGCUGCAGGGGGAACGGGGGGGCGGCCCGCUUGAGCGCCGACUCGAAGACGGCCUUGUCGUCGUCACCACACAGCCUGACGGACAGACGACAGAGAGACAGUGGAUGGAUUGAUGGAUGGAUGGAUGGAUGGCGGUGUGCGUGCCUGAAUGCGAAGAGCUGCGACACGAACACGCGCAGAUGCAGUCGGUCACACCUGCACACCAACACACACACGACGAGGGAACACAGUGUCAAGUCUGUGUGUGUGGUCUUUUGUUGUGUGUGGGUGGUGCGUACGGUUUGUCGGACGAGACUCUGCAGAGGUAGAUGUAUCCGGGUAGCAGCUUGAGGUCGGCCACGAGCCCCUGCUGCUGCUGCGGACCCACCUGCAGAAUCACCUCCAGAGGGUCGUAACGCUCAUCUACACGCACGCACACACACACACACACACAGAGAGAGAGAGAAAGAUGGAGAGAUGGAUGGAUGGAUGGACGCGUGUGUUCGUGUGCGUGCCUUUGGGUUUGUCUGCCUCCAGCUUUGUCUGGAACAGCUGCAGGCAUAUCUCGACUUUCUCGUCAGUGGACCCGCUCAAAGCACUAAACACACACACACACCACCCAACACAGUGUCCGUCAGUGCGAAAGAGUGAGAGAUUGUCAGCUGUCAUGUCACCUCGGCUGCGACAGGGCGAAGUGGGCGUGCGCGGCGCUCUUGACGCCAACCAGCACCAUUGCGGGCUCGCGAGACGUGCUGAUGCACGACUGACACACACACACACACACACAAGAGCACCAUUCACUCACACGAUGGCCGGCCACCGAUCGUCCUUCUCCCGUGCUGUGCUGUGCUUACGGCGGAGUGCCAUUUGGGUUCUCUGAGGAGUCGGACAGCGGUGCAGUGGGAGAAGGUCUGGCAGAAGUCGUCGCAGGCCAUCCAGAAUGAGCAGCGGGAGGGGUCUACGCCCAGCUUCUUGACACGCUCCAACGUCAUCUCGGCUGACGUCAGGCCCCACCUGCACACACACAGAGACACAGAGACACACACACACACACACACACGAGAGAGAGAGAGAGAGACGCCCGUCUAUGUGUGUGAGGGGUUGUGGUGUGCAGUCUCACACACUCACCUGCCGCGCCAGGAGCUGAAGUUCCAUGGGUUCUGCAGCUCCACCAGCUUGACGUUCUCGAGGGUGGCAAACCGCAACACGGGGUACACAGACCCUGUAGGUAGACACACAUCACACGGACGGAGAGAGCCUGCCUGCCUGUCUGCCUGUCUGUCUGUCUGUCUGGUGCGUGUUGAGUGCUGUGUGUGAAGGGUUGGUUACUCACCGUUUUGGAGUCCGUUGACCUCUGCCCCUUUGGGCACAUUGGGCUUGUUGAGCACCGCGCACAACGCAAAACUGAUGGAUGGAGACGGAGGAUAGCACACACACACCGAGAGAUGGAUGGAUGGACAGGCGCAGCCAGGGGGAUAGCCACGAUGAUAUAGCCCACCCAGCCAGUCACCUGUUACGGCUGUGGUUUCUGAGGUACUCGUACUGCUCGGACCACACGUCGAAAGUGCUCAUCGAGAUCUCUCAACACAACACAAGACAACAGAAGACAAGACACUCACGGAGUGGAGUGCGUUCAUCGAGGGAUGUGGGUGGGAGGCCUGGCUGGCUGCCUUGCCUUAGGUACCUCCUUUGACGUGACCCCGGUGAGUGCCGUCAGCACGUCCCGCUCGAUGCUCGUCACCAUCGUGGCGUACGACCCGUGCAGCUUAGCAUACGCCUACACACAAUACAGAGAGAGACACACAGACAGACACGGAGAGAACCAAAAAGAGAUUGUGUGGAGUGCGUGUGUGUGGUUCGGGGUUGGUGUGACCUUUUCGAGCAGCGCCACCCAGUACUCGUCGUGUUUAGAGGUACGCCCGAAGGCCAUGUGCGUCUUCUUGACCGUCUGGCCCUCCUUCUUGCGGAACGGCACGAAGUCGUCCAACACGUCAUACACCCACACACCGUCCUAACCAACACACACACACACACCCAUAGCGGCCCUACACACACAUGCCACACAGACACCUGUGCUGUGCGUGUGUACCAUACCAGGUACAUGACGACCCCGUAGAUGCCCAUCUGCGGGUCGUACUGCACCAGAGCGUCCGACGCCGCCGUCACAGACGUCGCACGCAAAGUCGCCAACGCACCGUGGAAAAAGGAAUCGUCCAACGGACCUUAACACAGACACACACACACACACGCACACACAGAUGGGUGUCAAUUGGUUCGGCCGACGUGACGUACCCCGGAAGAAUGCCGAGGACCCGCUGACCGACAUGGCGGCGUCCGGGGCGGGGUUAAAAAUGUCACCCACGCGGCUGGCAUGUCAUACACACAACCAACCAACCAAUGAACGAAGACAACCAAGACAACGCACACAAGCGGCUUAAGUGCAUCAUCCAUCCAUCGUGUCGUGCGUGUGUGUGAGUGCUGUGGUCUCACAGACGCACCACCAGACGAGGUCGUCUUUGGGCCCCUCGACCUCCGUGCCGUAGAUGGACUCAUCCACAGCCGGGAAGCCCUUGUCCUCAUACAGUGACGCCAUUCCCUACACAAACACAAACAACCACACACACCCAUCCCUCAACACACCCACUGGCACACAGACAGAAGCGGAGCCACCGACCUUCUUCCCCCGUGCGAUUCUCUUCAUGUCGUCCAUGCAGGCCUUGACACAGGCCUCCCGCUGCUCGUUCCACGCCGUAGGGGGGUCCUCCAGGCCCACGUGGGGCGUGGCCACGAACUCCUGCAGCCCCUGCCGGCCCUUGACCCACUUGGGGCCCGCGGUGGUCUGCUUGUCCUUGUCGGUCGUCCCUGUGGAGCUCUUGCUGUCGUGGAUGUCUCUAUCGCCCUCAGUGAGCCCACUCGCGGUCAUAGUCAGCAGCGGCUGCACACAACACGCACGACAUCCAUCCAUCCAUCCAUCCAUCCAUCCAUGUGUCUGUCUGUCUGUCUGUCUGUCUGUCUGUGUGCGUGCGUGGCGAGUGGCUCACGUGUGCGUCGUCUGUGUUGGGUAUGAGGUUCAUCGGGACGUGCACCGGUGUGACAGCCUUUGUGUGGUGGGGGUAGCUGUGCAUCGGCGGCAGGUCGCUCAGGCUCGAGUUGAGCUGCCCCGGCACGUUCAGCAGCCCCCCCUGUGGACCACCGUGGUUGCCCUCGUUCUUUUGAUACACACUCGCGGUGAGCCUCGGCGGCUGGUGGGGAUUGUAGUUCAGGGGGUCGAUGCCCGAAGGCAUGUCCGCCGACCACUGGCUGGUGUUGUUGCUCGGCAGCCCGUCGGGCGCCACGUACGAGGACGCCGUCAGAGUGGGAUGCCCUGCGCUCACGCCACUCGGCGGCAGAUAACCCUGCACACACACACGCACACACACACACACACACACACAGACACACACACACAUCCGUGUGUUGUGUUGUGUUGUGUUGUGUGUUGCCAUCCACGGUGUUGGCAAUGAUCCGUUCACUGACUGACCUGUGGCGGUGCUGACAGAGCGGUGCAUGUUGCUGGAGGCGGCGCGGGCGGGGCGUAGAUGGACUCCCCAGCGUUCAUCGACGCCGUCAGCAGCGGGAAGCUGGUCCCCGCCACGGUGCUGUUCUCUGCCAUAGGAUCCAAACCACAGCCAGACAGACCAACGUCACGUCAAUACCGCCCGACGACCGAGAGCCUGCCUCGACCACACGGCAGUGGAGAUCUCUGCUUGUACUGGUGCCGCUGCACUUAAUUGCUUGGAAUUACAGCCUCAC
Molecule: messenger RNA, 4637 nt
Organism: Vitrella brassicaformis
Lineage: Eukaryota; Vitrellaceae
Source: the annotation of a GenBank genome assembly